GUGGGCCACCUAUUUAUUAAUUAAAUAAAAGGAGAGGAGAAACUCUGUACCUGCCUGACUUGGCUGCACUCUUUAUUCGGAUCGGGGCAGGAUAUCUUCUUCAAUCAUUUUACAUCUUUUCUUGUAUCUGUUUUUUCUUAUGUCAACAAGUCAUCCUGUCUUCUCAGUUACCAGGCUUUCAAAUCGCUCGCUUACUGGUUUUUCUCCUUUGCAGCUGUGGCUCUUGUGGAUACCCCUUGAAUUUAACAUCUUUUAGUCGAAUCACCUGACGUCAAGAAUCUAGAAAGAAGGUUUAUAUCUCCUUCCUUUCUGUUGAUCUUAGUCAAUUCACACAGGUUGAUGAGGUAAACUAUCUUCUUGUGUCCCGGAUCAUUAUCGUUCAAAAAGUAACUUCUUUAUCGUAAAUGUGGGGUUCAUGUAGGCUAUGGAUACGGCGAUUCACCUGCUCUAUGUAGUUUUGAAUCUCCCAACUCAUCUAGCUCAGCUUAUAAAAAAGAUACCCUAAAGAUAGGGGUUCUACAGCCUUCAAAAGAGUUCUAACAAAGUUAUCAUGGAAGAACCUUUGAGUUAUACUCGUACCUCUAUCAUGCUCCUACCCGAUGAUUGCCUGUCUAUUGUUUUUCAGUUUCUUGUCUGUAGCUUUGAUCAUGAAUCGUUUGGUUUGACUUGUCAUCGCUGGCUUAAUAUUCAAAACACACAUCGUCGGUCCUUACAAUUUCAUAGUUCAUUGGCCCUCCCCAACGUUUCUUCGUUAUCUCAAAGGGGGCUUGUUGUUAGUGCCUACCAUCUCCAUAGGCUGCUCACCCGUUUUCAGCAUUUACACUAUUUGUCCCUCUCUGGUUGCUCGGAGCUGCCUGAUUCAUGCUUAACCUUCUUGCAAUCCUAUCCUUCAAAGCUGCUUCAUCUUAAUCUGGACUGUUGUUUUGGAAUCACUGACAAUGGACUUUCACUGGUUGCCGCUGGUUGCUCCUCCCUAGAGGCUAUUAGUCUAUAUCGAUGCAAUAUUACUGAUGCUGGGUUAGAAACUUUAGCUAAUGGUUGCUCAGCCUUGAAGCACAUAAAUCUCUCAUACUGCUCACUUGUUUCUGACGGUGGGCUGAGAGCUCUCUCUCAAUCUUGCUGUCAUCUAGAGGCAGUUAAGAUAUCACAUUGCAGCGGAGUGAAUGGUACAGGGUUUAAAGGGUGUUCACCAACUUUAACUCAUAUAGAUGCUGAUUCUUGUAACCUUGAUCCAGAAGGCAUUAUGGGGAUUGUAAGUGGAGGUGGUCUUGAGUAUUUGAAUGUUUCUCGUGUAAACUGGUGGCGUAGUGGAGAUACAUUGGCAGUGAUAGGUGCAGGUUUUGCCACAAGGCUUAAGAUUCUCAAUCUUUGGCUGUGCAGGACUGUUGGUGAUGAGUCCAUUGCGGCAAUAGCGAGGGGGUGCCCAUUGCUUCAAGAAUGGAAUGUGGCAUUGUGUCAUGGGGUCAGGAUUGCAGGAUGGCAAUCUAUUGGGAUCAAUUGCAAUAAAUUGGAGAAACUUCAUGUCAAUCGUUGUCGAAAUCUGUGUGAUCUUGGGUUGCAAGCUUUGAGAGAGGGGUGCAAAAGGCUCUUGGUUUUGUACAUUGGACGCACUUGGAAAUUAUCUGCUACCGCAAUAGAGUUGUUUAAAUUAUGUAGAGGUAAUGUUGAGAUCAGUAAAGAAGAGAUAAUGCUUAUCGGGCCUAGUAAUUAGAUGAUGGCGGUGAAAAAAAUCAUAAUUCGAACCCUCUGACAGAGACCAAACACUCAGGAAAUAUCCCAUGAUGCAUGCCAGUUGUUAACCAGGAAGAAUUUUCCGAUUGGGUCCAAAAGUUUGCUUUAGUUAUGAUGGGCUUUUAGCAUCGUGUUGCUGCAAACAUCUUGUAGUAGUAUUUGGCUGUUAACGACAGAGAAUAUCAAUGUGCUCCUUCUGUGGUGACUUGCAGUUCUUUUAGAGAAUGAGUUCAAGAGAAAACAAGAACUGUCACACGCAUAUGUUGGUGUCCCUUGGCAGCGGGAGGAAGGAGAACAGCUCGUCUGGUAUUUGUAUUCGCUUUUUUUAUAACAUUUUAAGUUUUAUGUUCAUUGUCAAAAACUUAGUAAAAUCAUCCAAGGCAGCUUAUAUUUUCGACAGAAAA
This is a messenger RNA of Populus trichocarpa (black cottonwood), 2135 nucleotides long. RefSeq names its product F-box/LRR-repeat protein 12. NCBI's taxonomy places the organism in Eukaryota, Viridiplantae, Streptophyta, Magnoliopsida, Malpighiales, Salicaceae. The transcript is spliced from 2 exons. The coding region runs from base 551 to 1711 and encodes 386 amino acids. Gene Ontology annotation, cellular component: SCF ubiquitin ligase complex. Gene Ontology annotation, molecular function: protein binding. The record is from RefSeq and is a predicted model, not a curated record. Gene Ontology annotation, biological process: SCF-dependent proteasomal ubiquitin-dependent protein catabolic process.